AUGCCAUAUCCCAAUGCCACCGAUCCAUCAGAUGGGAAGUGUGAAAACUGCACGGCACAUGGGGGCUUCAUACGUUCCUGGGAAAAUACGCGGCCAGAGAUAAUCCCUGCACUUAUCAAGGCUAUGAAGAAACAUCCCGAUUAUCAGCUGGUUGUCGCGGGCCAUUCACUCGGUGGUGCUGUAGCGGCAUUGGCAAGUCUUGAAUUCAAACUGAGGGGCUGGAACCCACAUGUAACAACUUUUGGGGAGCCACGGGUAGGAAACCAGGCACUUGCAGAUUAUUUCAGCAAAAUAUUUGGUCUUAACUCGACUGCUCGCUCUAACGAAGGCGCUGCUACUGAUCUCCACCUUCCUUACCGCCGUAUAACCCAUAUGGACGACCCCGUUCCGCUCCUCCCGCCUUCCAGCAUGGAUUAUCGAAUGCAUUCUGGUGAGAUAUUCAUUACCAAAGUCGAGGUCCCCCCUUCAAUCGUGGAUUUACGAGUUUGUCAUGGCCCUGCCGACCCAACUUGUAUUAGCAAACAGGAGGAAGCAUAUGCUCGUCAAUUACGCAGCGCGUUGCCAUGGUCGUCAUCUAGCUUGUCUGAUGAUGAUCAGCAUCCACUUCAGUCGGAUGACCUAGAAUCUGAGGUUGAAGCAAGAGCAAUUAAGCCCUGGGAGCUCUUCUUCGCGCAUCGCGACUAUUUCCAUCGAGUUGGGAUAUGUUUCCCCAACCUUUUUGACUCGUCUCCGGACAAUAACGGGAAGAAAGCACCUUGGUGGAAAUGGAAGUGGCCGUUUACCGGUCAUGGUGUUGCAUAA
Messenger RNA from Arthroderma uncinatum, 801 nucleotides. RefSeq names its product feruloyl esterase A. Lineage: Eukaryota; Fungi; Ascomycota; Eurotiomycetes; Onygenales; Arthrodermataceae. The coding region runs from base 1 to 801 and encodes 266 amino acids. The record is from RefSeq and is a predicted model, not a curated record. Gene Ontology annotation, biological process: lipid metabolic process. The transcript has a single exon.